AUGCCCGACCAAGACGCGAACGAGGCUUCCUCGGCCAAAUUGAAUCCGGCAGUGUCCAAAGCUCCACUCGUCCGCGAUGUAACGGAGGAGAUUGACACGGCCGCAGACGACAAGACAACAGAGGCAUUUCCUGACGAAAUAGACGGCAAAGGUUCCAACGCCGCAGUUGUUGAUGACGAUGUCGAAUAUGUGCACGGCCACCCCGUCAUUCGCAAUGGCAUGGAUGUGUCUAGGUUCGUCGUGUCGGAUCGCGACGAUGGCGAUCCUGCAUUGACUUUUCGGUCCAUCAUUUUGGGAACAAUAUUCACCGCCUUAUCCAGUGUCAUUACGAUGCUGUAUGUCUUCAAGCCGACCCAGAUGCAAGUCUCGGCAGUCUUCUUGCAGCUUCUGGUUUUUAUCUUCGGCGAAGCAUGGGCGCUGGGAACCCCUAGUCCGGAGCGGUUCAAGUGGAAAUGGGUGCAGACGAUUCUUCGUUUCCUCAACUUCGGCCAGCCCUUUGGUAUCAAGGAACAUGUCGUGGCAUCCCUUAUUGCAUCCUCUGGCAACAACGGCCUGUCGGGCGUGGAAAUCUACGCCGUGGAGAGGUUGUUCUACGACCGAGCCGUCUCUGCCUCUACCGCGGUCUUGGCGACAUUCUCGAUCUCACUCUGCGGAUUCGUUUUGGCAGGGGUGCUGAGGCCGCUGAUUGUUUACCCUGCAGAGAUGGUAUAUUGGUCAACGUUACCACAGGUAGUGCUCUUUCAGAACCUGCACUUUGACCGCAUCGCCAACAAGGGCCGCCUUAUCAAGUUUGGAACCGCCCUUGCCUUUGCUGCUGUGUGGGAGAUCUUCCCAGCCUACAUCAUAACUUGGUUUGGAGGCAUUUCAAUUUUCUGCCUGGCUUCGAUGAACGCCCCUGAACAUACCCGGACCGUCAUGUCCACCAUCUUCGGAGGAGCCUCUUCGAACGAGGGGAUGGGCCUGUUGAACUUUUCUCUCGACUGGCAGUAUAUUCAGAGCACAUACCUAUCUCUGCCGUUCAAGCAACAGCUGAACUCGUGGAUUGGCUAUGCAAUCUGGUAUGUCGCAAUGCCUGCACUAUUUUACAGCAAUACUUGGGGGGCGAAGACUUUUCCCUUCAUGUCGACGUCCUUAUUCGCGAGCAACGGCACCAGGUGGCAAACCACAGCAAUCUUGGAUGACCAAGGGACCAUAGAUUUUGACAAGUUGGAUGCGAUAGGCCUGCCGCACUUGACGUCCAGUACGGUCUGGGGCUAUUUCACCUCGAGUCUGGCAAUAGGUGCACUGAUCACCCAUGUCAUUAUCUUUUAUGGCAAAGACAUGACCGAAGCUUGGAAACAAGCUCGCAGCAGGACCCAGCCAGAUAUUCAUUAUCAAGGCAUGUUGAAGUACAAGGAGGUGCCCAUGUGGUGGUACCUGGCUCUUUUCGUCCUGACCUUCAUCGCGGGGCUGGUGGUGAACAUCAAGGGCGAGACCACGCUGCCUGCGUGGGGCUACAUCGUUUCUCUCCUUCUCGGCGCUUUCAUCGCGCCCUUCUCCUGUGUUCUUUACGGGUUGUACGGGACAGGAGUCGGGACCAACCAGAUCUCCAAGAUGGUCGCAGGCGUCGUGCACCCUGGAAGGCCUCUUGCCAACCUCUACUUCGCCAGUUGGUCACACCAGGUCAUCCUUCUGGCCGUCAAUCUCAGCAAUUGGCUCAAAGUGGGCCAAUACACAAAGGUGCCCCAUCGGGUCAUGUUUGGCACCCAGAUCUACGGGACCCUCCUCGGAGCUGCUCUCAACUACGUCGUCAUGACCACGAUCGUAACCAACGAGCGCGAAGUUCUCCUCGACCCGGUAGGCACCAACGUCUGGAGCGGCUCCACCAUACAGAGCCUUAACUCACAGGCCAUCACAUGGGCUCUGGCAAAGGACAUGUACGGCCUGGCAGGACGCUACGUGAUCGUGCCCCUAGGCCUGCUCAUCGGCGCCGCCCUCCCGGUACUGCACUGGGGAGUGAUCAGACUGUUCCCUCGUGUGCGCGAGUGGCCGAUCAACACCACCAUCAUCUGCGCGUUUGCCGGGCAGGUGUACUAUGGCAACACGUCGUGGAUCUGGUCCUCCAUCGCCGUCGGCGUCUUCUCGCAGCUCUACCUACGCCGCCGGCUCCCGAGGAUCUACAACAAGUACAACUAUCUGAUUGGCGCAGCACUAGACGGGGGCUCGCAGGUGGUCAUCUUCAUCCUCUCCUUUGCCGUCUUUGGCGCGAGUGGGACAGAGCGUCCGUUCCCGAGUUGGUGGGGGAAUCCUUCCGAUACCAAUCCUGACCACUGCUUGUAG
Messenger RNA from Diaporthe amygdali, 2319 nucleotides. RefSeq names its product peptide transporter mtd1. NCBI's taxonomy places the organism in Eukaryota, Fungi, Ascomycota, Sordariomycetes, Diaporthales, Diaporthaceae. Gene Ontology annotation, molecular function: oligopeptide transmembrane transporter activity. The record is from RefSeq and is a predicted model, not a curated record. The coding region runs from base 1 to 2319 and encodes 772 amino acids. The transcript is spliced from 3 exons. Gene Ontology annotation, biological process: transmembrane transport.